Corythoichthys intestinalis (scribbled pipefish) is the source of this 9374-nucleotide messenger RNA. RefSeq names its product neurobeachin-like. Gene Ontology annotation, biological process: intracellular protein localization. The transcript has 56 exons. The record is from RefSeq and is a predicted model, not a curated record. Gene Ontology annotation, cellular component: cytosol; membrane. Gene Ontology annotation, molecular function: protein kinase binding. Lineage: Eukaryota; Metazoa; Chordata; Actinopteri; Syngnathiformes; Syngnathidae. The coding region runs from base 177 to 8309 and encodes 2710 amino acids.
ACGUCCGAGCACAUACGCGCGCACAGCUGAGCGGAAUGAGCGGGUUAUUAGUGAACCGACCGGCACCGGCUGACCGAACACGGUUGCGUUCUUCCCGGUGCUAGACCUCAGUUCUCUCACGUACACUCGGAAGCCACCAUCUGCGAGUAGGAGGAAGGGAGACACCGGCGCGCACCAUGCCGGGCUCCGUGCCCAUAACGGACCGACCGCCUCCUCCAGGCGACGCCGGCGAGAAGGCAGCCAUGUCCGGCGUGGGCACCGUGCUGCUACCGGCGGGCGUGAUCGACCCGUCGGUGCCCAUUCGAGAUAUUCAAACCAAAUUUGCCGUUCUCAGCGGACUUAUUCAAGCCGGGGAGGUUGGCAAUAGGGAUAUCGUGGAAACUGUGCUGAAUUUGCUGGUGGCGGGCGAGUUCGACCUGGAGAGCAACUUCAUCAUUCAAGACGCGGAGGGCAUCGGCUGCCUGCCGACGCUCCUGGAGCUCUGCGACGUCAACUGCCAGGCGGAGAUCUGGAGCAUGCUCACCGCCAUGCUACGCAAAAGCGUGCGCAACCUGCAGAUGAGCACCGAGGUGGGCCUCAUCCAGCGGCUGCUGCUCCGGAUCCAGUCGCUGGACGACAUGAUUGCAGACCUGCUGGUGGACAUGCUGGGCGUGCUGGCCAGCUACAGCAUCACAGUGCAGGAGGUCAAGCUCCUUUUCAGCAUGCUACAAGGGGAAGGCGGCCUCUGGCCCAGACAUGCGGUCAAAAUGCUGGCGGUGCUCAACCAGAUGCCCCAAAGACACGGACCCGACGCCUUUUUCAACUUUCCAGGGCGCACCGCCGCCGCCAUCGCAUUACCUCCCAUCGCCAAGUGGCCUUACCAGAACGGCUUCACGUUCAACACCUGGUUCAGGAUGGAUCCAUUAAACAACAUUAACGUGGAUAAAGACAAGCCUUAUCUCUACUGCUUCCGUACCAGCAAAUGUAUCGGCUACUCUGCGCAUUUUGUGGGAAACUGCCUGAUCGUCACAUCGCUUAAAUCCAAAGGCAAAGGUUUCCAGCACUGCGUCAAAUAUGAUUUCCAGCCCAGAAAGUGGUACAUGAUCAGCAUCGUGCACGUCUACAGCCGCUGGAGGAACAGCGAGAUCCGUUGCUACGUCAACGGCCAGCUGGUUUCUUACGGAGACAUGGCCUGGCACGUCAACACAAACGAUAGUUUCGAGAAGUGCUUCCUGGGCUCCUCGGAGACGGCAGACGCGAACAGAGUCUUUUGCGGCCAGCUGGGAGCCGUCUACGUGUUCGCCGAUGCUCUCAAUCCGGCGCAGAUCUUCGCCAUCCAUCAGCUCGGGCCGGGCUAUAAGAGCACGUUCAAGUUCAAGUCUGAGAGCGACAUCCACCUCGCCGAGCAUCACAAGCAAGUGUUGUAUGACGGCAAGCUGGCGAGCGCCAUCGCGCUAGCUUACAACGCCAAGGCCACCGACGCGCAGCUUUGCCUGGAGUCUUCCCCCAAGGAAAACACUUCCAUCUUUGUGCACUCGCCCCAUGCGCUUAUGCUUCAGGAUGUAAAAGCCACCGUGACUUACUCCAUUCAACGGGCGAUCCACUCCAUCGGUGGCAUCCAGGUUCUCUUCCCCCUGUUUGCUCAGCUGGACUACCACCAGUUGAACGAUAGCCAAGCGGAGAACACCGUUUGCGCGACCUUGCUGGUGUUCCUGGUGGAUCUCCUGAAGAGCUCCGUCGCCAUGCAAGAGCAGAUGCUUGGAGGAAAAGGCUUUUUGGUCAUUGGCUACUUGCUUGAAAAGUCGUCACGCGUUCACAUCAGCAGGUCGGUCCUGGAGCAGUUCCUCUCCUUCGCCAAAUAUCUGGACACUCUGUCGUACGGGGCGCCGCUACUCAAACAGCUCUGCGACCACAUCCUGUUCAACGCCGCCAUCUGGAUCCACACGCCCGCCAAGCUGCAACUCUCCUUGUAUACGUACCUGUCGUCGGAAUUCGUGGGCACCGCCGCCAUCUACGGCACCGUCCGGCGAGGCGGCACGGCGCUCCAGCUGAUGCAUACGCUCAAGUACUACUACUGGGCCGUCAACCCGGCCGAGACCAGCGGCAUCGGCCCGAAGGGUCUCGAUGGUCCAAGGCCGACCCAGAAAGAAAUCAUCUCUCUGCGGGCUUUCAUGCUUCUCUUCCUCAAGCAACUCAUCUUGAAGGACCGAGGUGUGAAAGAAGACGAAUUGCAGAGCAUCCUUAACUAUUUGCUAACAAUGCAAGAGGAUGAGAACCUACACGACGUGUUGCAGCUGCUCGUAGCGCUCAUGGCCGAGCACCCGGCCUCCAUGAUCCCAGCAUUUGACCAGAGAAACGGAAUACGGGUAAUCUACAAACUGGUGGCGUCCAAGAGUGAAAACAUUCAAGUGCAGUCCCUCAAAGUCCUCGCCUAUUUCCUCAAACAUUUGGGACACAAGAGGAAGGUGGAGAUCAUGCACACCCAAAGUCUCUUCACACUUUUGGGCGAAAAGCUCCUGCUGCACGGAGGCGCCUUGACGAUGACCACAUACAACACGCUGUAUGAGAUUCUUACAGAGCAGGUGUGCACCCAGGUGGUCCACACGCCGCACGCCGAACCAGACUCCACCGUCAAGAUUCAGAAUCCAAUGAUCCUCAAAGUGAUAGCGAGCCUUUUAAAGAAGUCGUCCCCCGGCGCCGAGCUGAUGGAAAUUCGCCGCCUCUUCCUCUCCGACAUGAUCAAACUGUUUAGCAGCAGCCGAGAGAACAGACGAUGUCUGCUUCAGUGCUCCGUGUGGCAGGACUGGAUGUUUUCUCUGGGCUUCAUCAACCCCAAAAGCCCGGAUGAGCAGAAGAUCAGCGAGAUGGUCUACAACAUAUUCCGGAUCUUGCUCUACCACGCCGUCAAACACGAGUGGGGGGGCUGGCGCGUCUGGGUCGACACGCUCUCCAUCGCCCACUCCAAGGUGACAUACGAAGCACAUAAGGAGUACCUGGCCAACAUGUACGAGGAAUACCAGCGGCAGGAAGAGGAAAACAUCAAGAAAGGGAAAAAAGGCUUGGUCAGCACCAUCUCGGGUCUUUCGGCUCAGCCCGGCAGCUUGACGGACAUGGCGGAAAUGGACCGCAGCUCCCAUUCGCCGGGCAGCGACGGGGCAGACCCGCAGAACCCGUUGACAGAAGGGCGAACCCGGAAAGAGAGCGCGGCGGCGGCGGACGGCGGCGGAUCGGAGGUCCUCCACCUCCUGGUGGACGUCAAAGCGGAGAAGGUGGAAGCCACCGAGGUCAAGAUGGACGACGCGGACGUGGCCUCGCUUCUGGAUGACGUUUAUUGCGCCGCGUUGCUGCCGAAAAACAUCUCCGCUCCUCUCAUUUCAUUGGACGAGGACAAAGAUGGCGGCGCCCUCUUGUUCCAAGAGGCUCCGUCUUCCAAAGCGCCGCCCGGCAACGAUCUGGGCUUCCUCGACGGCUUACCGAGCGUUUUGGAAAAGGGGGACUUUACGCCCCGAAGCGUCCGUUCUGGCGAAGGGGUCCAGACUCCGGUGGAAAACAUGGCGGUGCCCCCUAAAGGUGACGUUCCUUCUGUUUGGAAGCCCUCGGAUGCGGAGGGAGCGGAGGACGGAAAGAAGAUCAAGAUUCAGACCAUGGCGAGCACGCAGAGUCUAAACGACGGCGCCCCCUCGGGAGAGGAGGACCCGCAGCGACGGCAGCAGCGCUUCAGCCCUGGGCCUCGCACCACCAUGUUCCGUAUUCCCGAGUUCAAGUGGUCACCGCUGCACCAGAGGCUGCUGGCCGACCUGCUGUUCGCCCUGGAGAGUGACGUGCACGUCUGGAGAAGCCACUCCACCAAGUCGGUGAUGGAUUUUGUCAACAGCAGCGAGAACAUCAUUUUUGUGCACAACACCAUUCACCUCAUCUCCCAGAUGGUGGACAACAUCAUCAUCGCCUGUGGCGGGAUUCUGCCUCUGCUCUCAGCCGCCACCUCGCCUACUGUGGAGAACAUCGAGGCCACGCAAGGCAUGUCCUCGGAGACGGCCAUCACCUUUCUGUCACGACUGAUGGUGAUGGUGGACGUGCUGGUGUUCUCCAGCUCGCUCAACUUCAGCGAGAUCGAGGCGGAGAAGAACAUGUCGUCGGGCGGGCUCAUGCGUCAGUGCCUCAGACUGGUGUGCUGCAUGGCGGUAAGGAGCUGCCUGGAGUGCAGGCAAAGGCUGGGCGAUUACGGAAACAAGUCGCCCCAUCCGAACGACAACAAGUGUCAGGACGCUCCGCCAAAUGCUGGCACUCCGGGCAAGCUUUCCAGCACGUUUGAAAGCGUCCCUUUGAACCUGUCUCCCGUGAAGGACCCCGAUCGCCUCUUGCAAGACGUCGACAUUAACCGCCUGCGCGCCGUGGUCUUCCGUGACGUGGAUGACAGUAAGCAAGCUCAGUUCUUGGCUCUGGCCGUGGUCUACUUCAUCUCUGUUCUCAUGGUCUCCAAGUACCGCGACAUCCUGGAACCUCGGCGUCAGAGCGGCCGGACCGGCGCCAGGUCCGACCACGUCGCACGGCGUCAUCGGGAUGCCAACUUGCUCGGCGGAACGGAAACAGCUCAAACAUUCCCGGACUUUGCGAGCCUGGCUCCGCCUUCAGAGGAGCGAUCCCUUCCUCGCAGCGAACCUAGCAUCAGAACCGAGCAGGUCGUCAGCGUCGUCAACGGCUCUGACGUUGCCGGCCAGAUCUUUUCCGAGGCUCCGCCCUCCUCUUCCUCCUCGGGCUUAAACGUCAAGGAGAUUCUCAAGAGUCUGGUGGCUCCGCCUGUGGAGGGUGUGGAGGCGGGGCUUGAGCCGGUUUCCUACCCGGACCUGACAGCCAAGACCCAAACCGCACUACCCGUGCAGUUUCACUCUUUUGACAGGAGUGUGGUGGUCCCGGUAAAGAAGGCCCCCAUUGGAGCACUCGCCAUCACAGCGGGAGGGGGCAGCCCUUCUUCCGGACUGGGGACCCCCAACAUAUUUGCCGCCACCCCCAAAAGCACAAUCAACACCAUGGGAGCCGUCGAUGCCGCUGCGUCCUCCGGUUUGGUCAACGGCGCCACCAGCAAGAAUCUUCCCGCCGUGCAGACGCUGGCGCCCAUGCCCGAAGACACGGUCGAAAACAUGAGCAUUACGUCCAAGCUGGAGCGAGCACUGGAGAAGGUGGCCCCCUUGCUUCGGGAGAUCUUCGUGGACUUUGCACCCUUCCUGUCACGCACCCUGCUGGGCAGUCACGGACAGGAGCUGCUCAUCGAAGGUCUCGUAUGCAUGAAGUCCAGCACGUCAGUGGUGGAGCUCGUUAUGCUGCUUUGUUCUCAAGAGUGGCAGAACUCCAUACAGAAGAAUGCCGGCUUGGCCUUUAUUGAGCUCAUCAACGAAGGAAGGUUGCUUUGUCAUGCCACGAAGGACCACAUCGUCCGCGUGGCCAACGAGGCCGAGUUCAUCCUGAAUCGCCAGCGAGCCGAGGACGUCCACAAACACGCCGAGUUUGAGUCCAACUGCGAGCAGUACGCCGCAGAAAGGCGGGAGGAAGAGAAGAUGUGCGAGCACCUGAUCAGCGCCGCCAAGCAUCGCGACCACGUGACGGCCAAUCAGCUGCGGCAGAAGAUCGUCAACAUCCUCACCAACAAACACGGCGCCUGGGGAACGGCGGGGCCGAGGCCACCUCACGACUUCUGGCGUCUGGACUAUUGGGAGGACGACCUACGUCGUAGGAGACGAUUUGUCCGGAACCCACUCGGCUCCGCCCACUCGGACGUCGCCUGCAAAACCCUGCAGGAAUAUGUGACAGAAGACGACGAGCUGGUCAAGUUGAAGACUUUGGUGUUCCCCAGCCAAAGUGUACCGAGCCAGAUCCCCGAAACAGAUCUGGUUUUGGAGGGAGAGGACGACUCCGCGGGUUUGCUGCAGGAGAAGGAACUGGACCACCUGGCUGGAGGCCCGGUGGUGCUGAGCAGCCCGGCCCAGUUGCUCGCGCCCGGCCUGGUGGCUCGGGGGACCCUCUCCAUUAGCACCAGCGAGAUCUACUUCGAGGUGGACGAGGAGGACCCCAACUUUAAGAAUGCCAGCCCUAAGGUCUUGGCGUAUACAGAAGGUCUGCACGGAAAAUGGAUGUUCAGCGAGAUCCGCGCCGUCUUCACCAGGCGUCACCUGCUUCAGAACACAGCCAUGGAGGUCUUCAUGGCCAACAGAACAUCCGUCCUGUUCAACUUCCCUGACCAGGCGACGGUGAAGAAAGCGGUCUACAGUCUUCCCCAAGUCGGAGUCGGGACCAGCUACGGGCUUCCUCAAGACAGGCGGAUCUCGCUGGCCAGCCCUCGGCAGCUCUUCAAGUCGUCCAACAUGACGCAGCGCUGGCAGAGGAGAGAGAUCUCCAACUUUGAGUACCUUAUGUUCCUGAACACCAUCGCAGGCAGGACGUACAAUGACCUGAACCAGUACCCGCUCUUUCCCUGGGUGUUGGCUAGCUAUGACUCACAGGAGCUGGACCUCACCCUGCCCGCCAACUUUCGAGAUCUCUCCAAGCCCGUGGGCGCGCUCAACCCCAAGCGGGCUGCCUUCUUCGCCGAGCGCUUUGAGUCGUGGGCAGACGACAAGAUGCCGCCAUGGCACUAUCGACGCUACGGUUCCACCGCCGCAUCGGCGCUGCACUGGCUCAUCAGGAUGGAGCCGUUCACUAGCUUGUUUCUCAGCGCCAACAACAACAAAUUUGACCACCCGGAUCGCAUCUUUUCCUCCAUCGCCCGAUCAUGGGGGAACUGCCAGCGAGACCCCACAGACGUCAAGGAGCUGAUCCCGGAGUUCUUCUACCUGCCGGAGAUGUUGGUCAACGCCAACGGUUUCCGUCUGGGAACGCGGGAGGACGGCGUCACGGUGGGCGACGUGGAAUUGCCGGCUUGGGCCAAGACCCCCGAAGACUUUGUGAGAAUCAACAGAAUGGCGUUGGAGAGCGAAUUUGUGUCGUGUCAGCUGCACCAGUGGAUUGACCUGGUUUUCGGCUACAAGCAGCGCGGCCCCGAGGCGGUGCGCGCCCUCAACGUCUUUCACCACCUGACCUACGAGGGCGCCGUCAGCUUGGACGCCAUCGCCGACCCUUUGACCAGAGAGGCCACCGAGGCGCAGAUCCGGAGCUUUGGACAGACGCCAUCUCACUUGCUCAUCGAGCCACAUCCGCCACGCAGCUCCGCCAUGCACCUGAGUCCUCUGAUGUUCAAAGACCAGCUGCAGCAAGAUGUAAUCAUGGUGCUCAAGUUCCCGUCCAACUCCCCAGUGACGCACGUGGCCGCCAACACGCUGCCGCAUCUCGCCGUGCCGGCGGUGGUCACCGUCACGUGCAGCCGCCUCUUCGCCGUCAACCGAUGGCACAACACGCUCGGUCUAAGAGGAGCACCCGGCUACUCCUUGGAGCAGGCUCACCACCUCCCCAUCGAGAUGGACCCUCUUAUCGCGAACAGCGGCGCCAGCAACAAGCGUCAGAUCACAGACUUAGUGGACCAGAGCAUCCAGAUCAGCACGCAGUGCUUCGUGGUGACAGCUGACAACCGCUACAUCCUCGUGUGCGGCUUCUGGGACAAGAGCUUCCGCGUGUACUCCUCGGAGACAGGAAAGCUGACCCAGAUCGUGUUCGGCCACUGGGACGUGGUGACGUGCCUGGCCCGCUCCGAGUCGUACAUCGGGGGCGACUGUUACAUCGUGUCCGGCUCCAGAGACGCCACUCUUCUUCUGUGGUACUGGAGCGGCAGGCAUCACAUCAUCGGCGACAACCCCGUUAACAACGACUACCCGGCGCCACGGGCCGUCCUCACGGGUCACGACCAGGAAGUGGCGUGCGUGGCCGUUUGCGCCGAGCUAGGUCUGGUCAUCAGCGGGGCCCAAGACGGACCGUGUCUAGUGCACACCAUCACGGGGGAUUUGCUGCGAGCGCUGGAAGGGCCCGAGAACUGGAGGCGACCCCGUCUGAUCUCUGUAUCCAGCGAGGGCCACUGCAUCGUCUACUACGAGCGCGGACGCUUCUGCAACUUCAGCGUCAACGGCAAGCUGCUGGCACGCAUGGAGCUCGACGACAGCGCCAGGGCCAUCCUCCUGAGCAGCGACGGGCACAACCUGGUGACGGGCGGCGACAACGGCGUGGUGCAAGUGUGGCAAGCGUGCAGCCUGAAGCCGCUCUAUGUCUACCCCGCCUGCGACGCCGCCAUCAGAGCCAUGGAUCUUUCACAUGACCAAAGGACUCUGAUCACAGGAAUGGCAUCAGGAAGCAUCGUGGCGUUCAACAUCGACUUCAACCGUUGGCAUUUCGAACACCAACACAGGUACUGACCGGAACGUCCAACCUCUGAGGGGACGCCGUUCCGUUCGCGGACUCGCUUUCUGCUGACUUUGCGGCGCCCGCCAAGCCAACUGAAACAUGUAAAUAUGGCAAAAUAAAUGUAAAUAUCCAAGAUUUGUGCCCAGACUGGAACUGAAACGGAUUACUUUUCAUAAUUAGACACGUUGAUGACCUAAUUUAGUAAGAACACAUGUAGAUUUUUUUUUCUUAGAAUAUUUUUUAACAAAAAAUAUGUCCAUGUAUGUCAUAUUUUGUGUUUUAAACAUCCAACCGUCAAGAAUCAAACCACUAAAAUUCAACAUUUAUGCUUCAACACUGCCAUCUAGUGGGCAGAAAUAUGAGUUGUCAUAUUUGAAGUACGUAACAACAUUCAAAGUAAAAAAAAACAAAAAACAUUGUGUUGAAAUGAAUGCAAAUUUUCAUUUUGUGAGCAUUUUUACGUUUUUGUGUAUUUAUUGUUGUGUAAAUCAAGUGUUCUGUCUUAUGUCGUGUUUAAAGAAUAUCACACAAAAAAAUUACACUCAACAUCAAUUUGAGUACAUGGAAAGCCGUAAGAUUUACAGCUAAUAUUAUUAUUUGUGCAAGGAAAGUUUGUGGCAAAUGAGCUGCAGACACAAAAGUUUUACUUUAAAUGAUAUUCAUUUGCUCAUAGAUGUAUUUAAUUUUGUUGUUUGUGCUAUAUUUAUGUCAUCAUGAUUAAAUUAUUUUCCUCACCUGUUUUGGAUGAUUAAAAAGUCUUAAAAUGUCUUGAAAUUCUGCUGGUUUUUUUUUUUUUUUUUUUUAAUCCAAUUGCUUUUACUGCCACCUGCUGUCUAAACUUGUUACAGCAGCACAAGUCACUUUUCAUUUGAUUUUUUAUUGAUUUAAAUACAACAAAAACAACUACAAAUAAAGCUUUUUUGAACUUUUUGAGCUUUUUUGUGUCAUCGUGUCCAAUCGGCUGCCAUUGACAGCACUAGAUGUCCAGUCUAUUUUGACUAGGCCUGAUGUGGUCAUGUAAUAGGUUAUAGUACAGUAUAAUAUUUAACAAUUUAGAUGUUUUGCUGUGAAAAAAG